AUGAAUUCCGGGACGCAUCAAAGGUCCAUAGCCUUUCCACUAGGGUGGAGGCAAGAUUUGAGCUAUGUCGACCUUGGCAAUAUCCUUGCAUCAAGGUCAGCUGUUCUUGCAUUGCUAGCCUGGGCAUUUGGUGGCUUUCCUGUUUUGGAACAGCCCCUGCGAUCGAUCAUGACAGCUUUGCCAUCUUGGCAAAGCGUAGUUUCUUUCUUCGAUGAGGCUGAGUGCAGGGGCUGGACGGGGCAACGUCUCAAAUUAAACAAAAUCAACAUGGCGGCCUUCAGAACACCAACCCUCAAGCCGACAGCUUUGUAUUCAACAGAAGCUUUCGAUGUCCUCAUGAACAUGCGGGUGCCCCCGAAGAGCGAGCGACCUGCUAGCAAACGAGGGGAGAAAACGAGUGGUGGCCCCGGCCUUAAGCAGACCCAACUUUCUUCUCCAGAAUUUGGACGGGCUUUGGCAGCCUGGUGGAUGGCUCAUGGCCCAGUGACUUCCGGGAGGGAGAGACGGCGAUGGUCUUUGUCGCGAAGUUCCGAUAUGUCUGCACAGACUAUGAAGGAUCAGAUUGUCGCCUAUUCCAGGCUGGAGCACUUCAAAUUCUCAGAAGGUCGCCUGCUAGAG
Molecule: messenger RNA, 618 nt
Organism: Durusdinium trenchii
Lineage: Eukaryota; Dinophyceae; Suessiales; Symbiodiniaceae
Source: the annotation of a GenBank genome assembly